Drosophila suzukii is the source of this 7818-nucleotide messenger RNA. The record is from RefSeq and is a predicted model, not a curated record. NCBI's taxonomy places the organism in Eukaryota, Metazoa, Arthropoda, Insecta, Diptera, Drosophilidae.
AAUGAGAAAAUGGGUACUUUGAAUAUUACUGCUUUUAAGAAUUUACCUUAGACAAGCUUUUUUCGGUGUAGCAAUAGCUACCAACAAAGGGCGAAUCCAAGCCGGAACUAUGGUAUGAGAUACAGGAAAACUACCAGCAGCCACAAUAUGUGGGGAUAUUAAUGAUGAUGACUAUCAUAAUGGCUAGAGAAAAGGGCGGGAGACCGGAGAGGGGUAGUCCAACCCCCGAUUCCUGAUUUCUGCCCUGUUUUUACUGCUGCCGCCGCCACUGGCAGCAUUCAAAAUUCAAAGUGAAAAUUUCGCGAGCAAUUGCCGCAUUCCAAGCUGGGGGGCAGGAAUCAGGAGGCGGGAUCCAGAGUGUGUGUGUGUGGGGCUGCGAUUAUGCGGACCAAUGUCGCAUUUAAUUUAUGUAGAACGGCAAGCUGCGCUCAAAUUGAAUCCGAGUGAAAAACGGCGUAGGCGGCAGGGCGAUGGAGGGGCUCCUGGGGGCACGAAGGGUUCGAAGGGUGAAGUACCCUGGGAACAGGGAACAGCGAAACAAUGGUCUCCAUUACCGUGGUACACACAUUUCUGCACUGCUCCUCGACAUUCCAGUUCAUUCAGGACUCAUUACGGCUUCUGGGAAUAUAUUUGUGCGUUGGAAUUAAUUCAUGGCACUUGAUACACUACUUGAGCAGCCCAGUUGAUAAGUUGGAACCCUUGAAGCUGCCGUCAUUCCAAAGGCACGGGACACUUGCCAUCCCCGUUUCUAGUUAGUCUGAAAGUCUGGGGAAAUGCCUGUGGAAGUGGAAUACCCUCGCCGGGCGACCGGAAAGGUAACAGUAACAAUGGAGGCAAGCACCUGCCACCUGGUUGGUGGUGCUGGUGUGUCCAUAAAUACUCCAGUACACUCCCUUUUGGCACCGUGGAGCUGCCAAAACGAAACGCUGCCAACGGAAUUCCCCGUAAAGUGGCCAUGAUUUUCCAGAUGCGCUCCACGGUUCCCGGUUCCGGCCAUAACAAAUUAGUAGCGGAAACGGAAAUGGCGGAAAACGUCAACGACGAGUGUUGCCAAUGCUGCUGCAGAUGUUGCUGUUUAGGUGUAUGUGUGCCCGAAUGGUGGGGGUGGAUGUUAAUGUGAAUGUGGGUGGGCACUUCUACAUGGUUUCUAUUGCCCCCGUUUAAAUUUAGCAAUGCGCAGCAGCCAAUACAAUCACAACAACUCCCCGGGGAAGCGAACAGAGGGCAAAGCGGCUGGCGAGCGGACCCAGACUGCUGAGGAAAACGCAAUCCAUCCACAGACCGAACAAUAGCAUACAUCCAUCUAUCCAUCAUCUAGCAUCUCGGCCAGAUGCACUAGAGACCACCCGGAGCAACCCGAGCACCGGAUCCCAGCGAACUCCAGGACCUCAAAGUCCACCCACACAGCCAUGAUGCCCAGUCGCGUCAAGCUGAAAUGCGGCACGGAGGAUGAGGAUGAGAUCAAGCGAACCGCCGACGACUCAACUUCGAACACUGCCAGCAGCCAGCACAAUAGCAAUAGAAAUAGACGGCUAACAACGCCAGUCCUGACCCCUCCACUGCUGCUCCUCGUGGCCCUCGCGAUCCUCUUGCCGAUCCUGCUGGUCAGCAGGUCCUGCCACGCCCUCCGGCUGACCAACGGGGGCGGCAGCCUGAGCAAGGGCGCGGCGGCCAACAAGGAGCAGCUCAACAUCGGCCUGAUCGCGCCGCACACGAACUUCGGGAAGCGCGAGUAUCUGCGCAGCAUCAACAACGCGGUCACCGGAUUGACCAAGACGCGCGGCGCCAAGCUGACCUUCCUCAAGGACUACUCCUUCGAGCAGAAGAACAUCCACUUCGACAUGAUGUCGCUGACGCCCAGUCCGACAGCCAUUCUGAGCACGCUGUGCAAGGAGUUCCUGCGCGUGAACGUGUCGGCUAUCCUGUACAUGAUGAACAACGAACAGUUUGGACACAGUACCGCCUCGGCGCAGUACUUCCUCCAGUUGGCCGGCUACCUGGGCAUUCCGGUAAUCUCGUGGAACGCCGACAACUCGGGCCUGGAGCGACGGGCCUCGCAGUCCACCCUCCAGCUGCAGUUGGCCCCGAGCAUCGAGCACCAGAGUGCCGCCAUGCUGAGCAUCCUGGAGCGCUACAAGUGGCACCAGUUCUCGGUGGUCACCUCGCAGAUAGCUGGCCACGAUGACUUCGUGCAGGCGGUGCGGGAGCGUGUGGCCGAGAUGCAGGAGCACUUCAAGUUCACCAUCCUCAACUCAAUCGUGGUCACGCGGACCAGCGAUCUCAUGGAGCUGGUCAACAGCGAGGCCCGGGUGAUGCUGCUCUAUGCCACGCAGACGGAGGCCAUCACCAUCCUGCGGGCCGCCGAGGAGAUGAAGCUCACCGGGGAGAAUUACGUCUGGGUGGUGAGUCAGUCGGUCAUCGAGAAGAAGGACGCCCACUCGCAGUUCCCCGUCGGCAUGCUGGGCGUCCACUUUGACACCUCCAGUGCGGCGCUAAUGAACGAGAUCUCCAACGCCAUCAAGAUCUACAGCUACGGGGUGGAGGCCUACCUCACGGAUCCGGCCAACCGGGAUCGCCGCCUGACCACCCAGUCGCUGUCCUGCGAGGACGAGGGUCGUGGUCGCUGGGACAAUGGAGAAAUCUUCUUCAAGUACUUGCGUAACGUGUCCAUUGAGGGGGAUCUAAACAAGCCCAACAUCGAGUUCACGGCGGACGGUGAUCUGCGCUCGGCGGAGCUCAAGAUCAUGAAUCUCCGGCCCAGUGCCAACAACAAGAACCUGGUGUGGGAGGAGAUUGGAGUGUGGAAGUCCUGGGAGACGCAGAAGCUGGACAUUCGCGACAUUGCGUGGCCCGGCAACUCGCACGCCCCGCCCCAGGGCGUGCCGGAGAAGUUCCAUUUGAAGAUCACAUUCCUCGAAGAGGCACCCUAUAUCAAUCUGUCGCCCGCGGACCCGGUGAGUGGCAAGUGCCUGAUGGACCGCGGUGUGCUCUGCCGGGUGGCGGCCGAUCACGAGAUGGCCGCCGACAUCGAUGUGGGCCAGGCACACCGCAACGAGUCCUUUUACCAGUGCUGCAGCGGCUUCUGCAUCGAUCUCCUUGAGAAGUUCGCCGAGGAGCUGGGCUUCACCUACGAGCUGGUGCGGGUCGAAGAUGGUAAAUGGGGUACCCUCGAGAAUGGCAAGUGGAACGGCCUGAUCGCCGACCUGGUCAACCGCAAGACGGACAUGGUCCUCACCUCGCUGAUGAUCAACACGGAGCGGGAGGCGGUCGUCGACUUCUCCGAGCCCUUCAUGGAGACGGGCAUCGCCAUUGUGGUGGCCAAGCGGACGGGCAUCAUCUCGCCCACGGCCUUCCUGGAGCCCUUCGACACGGCCUCCUGGAUGCUGGUGGGCAUCGUGGCCAUCCAGGCGGCCACCUUCAUGAUCUUCCUCUUCGAGUGGCUCUCGCCCAGCGGGUACGACAUGAAGCUCUACCUGCAGAACACCAACGUGACCCCGUACCGGUUCUCCCUGUUCCGCACCUACUGGCUGGUGUGGGCCGUCCUCUUCCAGGCCGCCGUCCAUGUGGACUCGCCGCGCGGCUUCACCUCGCGGUUCAUGACCAACGUAUGGGCCCUCUUCGCGGUGGUAUUCCUGGCCAUAUACACUGCCAACCUGGCCGCCUUCAUGAUAACCAGGGAGGAGUUCCACGAAUUCAGCGGCCUCAACGACAGCCGUCUGGUGCAUCCCUUCUCCCAUAAGCCCUCCUUCAAGUUCGGCACCAUCCCGUACAGCCACACGGACUCGACCAUCCACAAGUACUUCAACGUCAUGCACAACUAUAUGCGCCAGUACAACAAGACCAGCGUGGCCGAUGGAGUGGCCGCCGUGCUCAACGGCAACCUGGACUCCUUCAUCUACGACGGCACUGUGCUGGACUAUCUGGUGGCCCAGGACGAGGACUGCCGGCUGAUGACCGUGGGCAGCUGGUAUGCCAUGACGGGCUAUGGGCUGGCAUUCAGCCGCAACUCCAAGUACGUGCAAAUGUUCAACAAGCGACUGCUAGAGUUCCGGGCGAACGGAGACCUGGAGCGGCUGCGACGCUACUGGAUGACGGGCACGUGCCGGCCGGGGAAGCAGGAGCACAAGUCCUCCGACCCGCUGGCCCUCGAGCAGUUCCUGUCCGCCUUCCUGCUCCUGAUGGCCGGCAUCCUGCUGGCGGCGCUCCUCCUGCUGCUGGAGCACGUCUACUUCAAGUACAUCCGCAAGCGGCUGGCCAAAAAGGAUGGCGGCCACUGCUGUGCGCUCAUCUCGCUGUCCAUGGGCAAGUCGCUGACCUUCCGCGGCGCCGUCUUCGAGGCCACCGAGAUCCUCAAGAAGCACCGCUGCAACGAUCCCAUCUGCGACACGCACCUUUGGAAGGUCAAGCACGAGCUGGACAUGUCCCGCCUGCGAGUCCGCCAGCUGGAGAAGGUCAUGGACAAGCAUGGCAUCAAGGCGCCACAGCUGAGACUGGCCUCCUCCUCGGACCUGCUGAACCAUCAUCAUCUCAAGGAGCGGCCACCGCUGCUGGGCAACCUGAGUCUCGCCGCCAGCGCCCAAGAUCUAUACAGGUGGUCGUACAAGACGGAAAUCGCCGAGAUGGAGACGGUGCUCUGAAGCGUUUGGAGCUUUUCGAGCUGGAAGAGCAUCAGAAUGAGGAACUGCUACUCACUCUAGACAGACACCCGCAAUCGAGCAACGUUUUUAGAGUUACUGGAGCAAUCCUAGAGCGAGUACGUCUAAUCAAAAUCAACGUUUCAAAUAAAUGUAAACUGAAAGCUUUCGAAAGUUAGAGACAGGGAGAUACCAGAUAGCGAAAGAUAGCCAAGAAUGAGAAAUAGAAAAGAAAUACAAAGAUAAAGAUACAGAUACAGAAGGGAGAACCCAAAGCGCCUCACGAAAACCGCACACAACUCGAUAAUCGAGAAUCAAGACGACGAGAAACCCUAGAACCCCUACAUUUCCAGCCUAGGAAAAGAAAACCCAAAGAUUGUAUAAAGUUAAACUAAAUGUAAAACAGUAAAACCAACAGUUAAACUAAAUGGAAGCUGAAGAAGAAGCUACCAAAAAGCAGCCGCCGCACGAGUAUUUCAUAAAAUAAGUUUUAAAGAUCAGAAGAGGUAUUAAACAAGAAGAGGAAGAGGAAACUGGGGAGAUCAACCGUUACACUUUUGGCGAUUGAACUGUUAACCGUUAACAAGAAUAGCAAGAAGAAGUAGAAGAAGGUGGGGAUGAAGAGGAGGAGAACCAACCCAGAGUUGGUUAUGUUUGUAUGUAAUCCGUUUGAUUGUUUGUGAUUGUUGUUUCGUUUGUUGUCUUUUUUUGGAUAGUAUAUACAUAUAUUUACGGAAUCAUACUCAAGUAAGCGUAUUGCAAGGGCAUCCACACAUACCAGCAUACCUACAUACCAACAUACAUACAUACAUACAAAGGAGCAGGAAGAGAAGCGGCACCGGUUGCCACGCCCAUUAUUAAAUAUACACAUUAACAGAUUUAUAUGUAUUUACCUUGCUAUGAUUACGACGAUAUAAAUGUUAUUGCAUAUACACGUACAUUUACAUAUACAUUUAAAGAACAAAACGAGAAAUAUUUACAUAUGAAUAUACAUGUAUGUACGUACUUAUAUUUUUUCUGAUUUUGAUAAAGAAAAUGCUUGUGUGCCGCUAACAAAAAGAAAACAAAAAGAGGAAGAAAAAGCCCAAGAAGAAUCAAAAGAAAUGGGGAAAACGAAAUUUUUAUCUCGCUAGGAGAUAACCACACGACUACGAGGCUUCAAUUUAGUUGCUCCUUUCCGCUUUGCUGGGCAACUGCUUGCCAGCGUUCUUUUGUUUCUUUCACUUUCAUUUCGCUUGCUCGCCAAGGGAGAGAGAGCGAGACCCUACCCCCCUCCUCCCACUGUGGCCAGGAGCAAAACCAAAUGAGAAUUUCUCCUGUUAGUUCGACUCUCUUGCAUGUGGCCUAAACUAAAGUUAGUGCAAACUCUCUCUCUCUCUUUCUCUCUCUCUCUCAAACACACACACUCUCUCCCGCAUCCCACCCACAAGCACACCCACAACACACACACACACACUCACCUAACUAGAAAGAGAUAAAAAAUAUUUAUAAAUGUGCAUUGUUGUUGUGGCGAGCAAAACGUGCUUAAAUCAGAUUUAAAGUAAACUUGAAAAUCGAAUUAAAUAUGUACAAAGGUUAAACGAUUAAACGCAUGAACUUAAAACGUAAAAACGACGUAAAUAAUGAAUGAGCUAAAACUAAAUGAUGAGAAGAAUCGGAGGCGUUGUAUUGUGUUGGUAUUUGUUUAUGUGUGUCUUCUAAAUGUUUAGCGAGGAUUACCAAUACUCAAAGAAAGCGCAAAGCAAAGCGUACAUAAAUGUAAACGAAACAAAUUUAACUAACUAACUAAUGCAACUUUAAACACACACACGCACACACACUAGUACAGCAACCAAACACGCACGGCCGUUCAGCUGUGUGUGUGCUUCUUUGAGACUCUUUUCGUUAAAGCCAUCUCUGUUCAAUUAAACCGUUAUACCGUUACAUUGUUAUGUUCCCCGCCCACGCCCCACUCGCCGUUCAAAACGACGAGAGCGGUGAGAGCGAGACGGCAACUGAAACGCAGUACUAUAACUAGAACACUCGACUAACGGACUAACGAACUAGCGGACUUACCCGAAAAAAACAGCGAGAGCUGACAACAAGAACAACAAGAAAGACAAAACAACAAGAACAAUGUUAACAGCAAAAACAAGAAAACAAAACAAAGAAACUUAUUGAGUUUUAUUUGCAAAAGAGUGAUUUUUUGUAGUGGAAAUAUUUUAUACACAAGUUACGGAUGAUUCGAGCGGAGGUCAUAGCGAAAUGUUAAUUAUUACGUAUAUGUAUAUAUUUUUUAAGACAAAUUGUUCAAAUUUAUUAUACGAGUACUACCAAACAAAGCGAGUCAAAACACAAAGCUAAGCCAAAACUGGAAAACGAUGUUGCAGACAACAAUUUAGCAUUAAAACGGAUGGGAGGAGGAAGAAGAGAAGGAGAGAAGAACGACAAAGAGGUAGAGAAGGAGAAGCAGGGGAAGGAGAAGGAGAAGUGAAAACAAAACCUUUACGGACAAAUUAAAACAAGUAAAACAAGUUAACAUUACAUUAUAUAAGUAGUUAGUAAUUUAAAACUAAACCCAAUGAAAAUAAGCUAAACAUCACGACAAAUGAUACUAAAAGCAAACAAAAAAAGGUUUAUGUAUACAAAAAAGAUGUUUUUUUUUAAUAUAUUAUUAAUGUUAUUAAGUUACGAGUGCGAAUAACGAGCGUACACACACAGUCACACUGUCCAGACACCCACACCAACACGAAUAACGAGUGCAUUUUGUUAGGUGUUAAACAUAACGAGAAAAUAAGAAGAAACGAAGCCAGAAAAAUCAUAAACAUAAAUCGAAAUCGAAUCAAUUUUUAAACGCAAAGAUAUGUAUGUAUAUCUUCUCGAACAUAACGACAACGAAUUCAGAGGGUGUCGCCGCUGAAUUCGUAUCUGAAAUCUGAGUCUAAACCAAGUCUCGUCGACCGCCCACACCUGUCCACACCUGAGCGAAGGAGAGAGCGGUGCGGCACCAUAAGGCCGAUCGUAUUUCAAGUUACUAAACACGACACAAUUUUUUAACCACGCCAGCGAAUCGAGCGAAGAAGCGUUUCACGUACAUAAACUAAGCAAAUGGAAUAUGCGUACAUUGUUGUGGUAGUUACAGAUGGAGAGGAGCAUACACGUAAAUUAAAAUAUAAACAAACCAACUUGCAAUAAAUGUGUAUAC